Messenger RNA from Morchella importuna, 1461 nucleotides. RefSeq lists its product as uncharacterized. Lineage: Eukaryota; Fungi; Ascomycota; Pezizomycetes; Pezizales; Morchellaceae. The transcript has 5 exons. The record is from RefSeq and is a predicted model, not a curated record. The coding region runs from base 1 to 1461 and encodes 486 amino acids. Gene Ontology annotation, molecular function: protein binding.
AUGCCCUGCAGACUCAAAUUCUAUAUCCACUUCCACUCGAUAAACAUCCCUAAAUCGAACUCACCAACAACACUAAAAAAGGAAAGAAAAAGGGGGAAAAAACUACAUACAUAUAUUGCAAAAAAAUGGCCGAAAUACCCACUGGCAGCACCACGCUCAAGCUCACAGCCCUCAUCCAAGCCACAGCCCAGCUCAUCUCCCAGCUACAGCUACAUCAGCGGGGUACCUCGCUCACCAAAGACCCUCUACGAGCUCACCGACGAGCUCCACGCACUCAUCAAGAUCCUCGCCAUUCUCCGGGACCAUACCGAGGGUGCUACAUUAAAAACAGAUAGUGCGAGCCUGGGAGCCAUUCUCGCAAGAUAUGGGCUACUUGAGAAGUGUAGUAGCGAGUUAGACGAUCUUCGUAAGAGUAUCGAGCCGGAUGGAGGAGGGUUUAGGGGUGUGGUUUGUGAUGGCCCAAGAUGGCCGUUUGGGGAUGUGAGGACGUCGGAGUAUAUCUUGGUGGUGGGGAGACUUCGGAGCUUCUUUAAGUGUGCACUUCUUAGGGAUGAUAGUGUUAUUUCAGCAAACCUCUCGGCCCAUAUCAAGAGACACGAAAGCUUAAUUAGAGAUAUGGUGAACGAUGAGGAUGUCCAUGGGCAGAUGCCACUCGAACUGGCAGUUUCUGGGGGAAACUCAGAUGUCGUGCGGAUGCUGCUUGCCGCAGGUUCAGAUGCGAGGGUCGAAAUAAAUUCCGAUAUGACACCACUGGGCACGGCGGUGAGAACGGGAAACUACGAGAUUGUGCGGAUGCUUAUUGAACACCACGCAGUCCUAGACAUGUCACCGCUGUUCUUUGCAAUCCACAAAAAUCUCAUGCUCAAGGACAUAGCAGUCCUACUUAUAGAACACAGCCCACCAAGUGUCAUCUCGGGGAUCAACAGAUGUGACCGUGCUACGCCGCUGCAUGCGGCACUGCACAAACCGGGGUAUGAGGACAUCGUGCGCCUACUGCUGGACAAGGGAGCAGCCGUCUCGACACACCACUCUCUCUUCAGCACCCCAGCGCACGUAGCGGCGUCCCAGCCGAGCGAGCAGAACCUACGCAUGCUCCUGGAUAAGGGCGCGGAUGUAUCGGCCACGGGCCGCAGGGGCAACACGCUACUCCACGAAGCGGUAAAAAAUGGCCAGGAGGGGAAUGUCAGGUUGCUGUUGGCUAGGGGCGCCGAUGUGGCGGCGCAAAACAGGCGGGGCAAUACACCGCUUCACAUAGCGGUGUAUCAUGGCAAAAAGGUGAUUAUAAAAUUGCUGUUGGACAGCGGCGCGGAUGUGGCUGUAAAGGGCUUUAAGGGCCUAAAGCCGUUCGAGAUGGACCGGGCUCGGUAUGAUUAUCGAAGAGCGCGUAGGUUGUACGAGACGGAUGACGAGGUGGAUGAGGAGAAAGAUGCAAUAUCUAUGGAGAGCCUUUGGGCUAUUUAG